Molecule: messenger RNA, 4158 nt
Organism: Pyricularia oryzae 70-15
Lineage: Eukaryota; Fungi; Ascomycota; Sordariomycetes; Magnaporthales; Pyriculariaceae
Exons: 2
Coding region: 270-3440 (1056 amino acids)
Biological process (GO): regulation of transcription by RNA polymerase II
Cellular component (GO): SAGA complex
Molecular function (GO): transcription coregulator activity
Source: RefSeq, a predicted model, not a curated record
CAACCCCACACAAGGAUCCUGGGCGUCGUCGCGGCCGCAGACAUCCGGAUUACAUUUCUAUCAAUCCCCGACCGUACUCCAUCGCGACCAUCAAUUAAUCUGCACCCAACCCCGUCAUCUCCACACCCAGAUGCCUCUCAUUUCGCAACGAGGUCAUUCUGCCUGAGAGGUGCCUCGAAGGCAUCGCAACGCUCAAUUCGCCGGUUGAGGAGGACCCUUUCCACCGGACAGAGUCCAAGCCCCGGCCUGUCGUGUUGCGAGUCGCGAAAAUGGCGCCGGUCCUGCCCGCCGCUGCCGGUCCUGCCAACCCGACAACUCAACAACCAGCGGCGGCCAAGAUUAAACGUCCUCCGCCACCGGGCAUUCAGACCAACGGCGUCAGCCAACCGAAUCCUUCGCCAUCACCCUCGCUACCGACCAAACGGGCGCCCUCCCUGGCACGUCAGACUCCGGGCGCCCGACCCCCAAGUGGUUCCGGAGUGCGCCGCGAUGCUCCCCCCGGGGCAUUGGCAUCCGGCCAAAAUGCCGCCGGCAGCAUAGGGUCGCUGUCGGCAGGCCUGGCGGCUGGCUUUGAGGUCAUUCCGAAAAAGGAACCGAUCCCUUAUGUCAAGUCAGCCGAGUACAUCCUCCGCAAGUUUCGCGGUAAUCCGCCGUCGUUGAUCGUCCACUUGCACCCGACGCACUUUCGCUUCGAUAACCAAGACGGCAUGUUUCCAUACAAAUCCCCCAUGAAGAUAUUUCUAGAACACGUCAGGGCAAGGACGGUACCACACGAUCUUUUGCGAGAACUUGUCGAGGGUGAUGUACCAUUCUACGAAGGAUGCCUCAUUGUGCAGAUUCACGACCACAAGUCCGUCGCCAUGGUUGCAAACUCGAAAGACGUCGCCCGUCCGGCAUCAAACACAACCACUGUCGGGUCAACAAUACACAACCCAAACCCCUACAUCACUCCAUCGCCUUUUGCGCCAUUUCCUCAAGACAAUGCGGGCUCCAAUGACAAGGCAAAUGUCGCAGGUGAAGCCAAGGGCAAGGCCAAGGAGGAGGAAGAUGGAGCCGAUAAGGAAAAUUCACCAGCUGCCAAUGGCCUGUCCGAAGCGCCAAAAAGCAAACCGCCGCCAAAAGCCAUCAUCCGCACUGUAGUACUCCACCCUACAGAGCAAUCGAGGCACAUGGACAUGGCCAUCAAAGCCGCAACGGGUCGGAGUGCUGGGCAAGACGCCGCCGGCGCAAUACCCCCUCCUACGCCGUCGCUGGCCGUACCGCCUACGCCGACAGGCACCAGUGCACCACCUCCGCCCAAGAAAAUAAAACUCGAACGCCUUGAGAUCGAUGGGUCGAACAAGUACGAGAUCGAAGCCGCUAUCCUUCUCGCCAUUACCCCCGAUUUGGAUCUCACCCCGACUCGAAAUGCCGAGGAGACUAUCCUCAAGUUGGAGUCGCAGGCGCACCCGGAUCAUUCUCACCCCCCACCACAACCAAAGUCACGGAAGAGGACAGUGGCCGAGAUGGAGGCAGCCGAGGCCGCCGCGGCGGACGAGGAACGGUACAUGCUGUCUUGCGACGAGCGGCAUGCCGGCGGCAACCAAGGUGCGAACGGCAGUGGCGACGGCGAUGCUCAGGGCACAGCAGCCGCCUUCGAGCCGAGGUUCGAGCGCUUCAAGCUCAUCGCGGAUAUUAGGCAAGAUCUUGCCGAGAAGCAGGCCCUCGAAAACGCGAAGAAGGCGGAAGCCGAGCGCAAAGCUCAGCUCAAAAAGCAGCAGGAGAUGGCCGAGGCUGCGGCGGCUCAGGCGCAACAACAAGCCGCUUUUGCCCAGGCGCAGGCGCAGGCUCAAGCUCAGGCACAAGCUGCCCAGCAACAAGCACAGCAGCAGGCUCAACAACAAGCACAGGAGAGGAUGCGGAGGGAGCAAGCUCAGCGCGACCAACAAAAGCAACAAGCACAACAACAGCAACAGCAGGCACAACAACAGUCGCUACAAGCUCGACAAGAAGCCCAACGGCGGCAACAAGCUCAAGCUCAAGCUCAAGCCCAAGCCCAAGCCCAGGCGCAUGCUCAAGCUCAAAGUCAGGCUGGGUCACCACCAAAUACUGCCGGUAUGCAGCUUCCGCAUGGGCAUCCUUCUUCGCAGAACGUGCCAGUCACAGGCCCACAUACAAACGGGGUGCCAAACGGUAUUCAAGGGCAAGCUCGGUUUGUUUCCCAGCCGCCCGUAUCAUCACCCAUCAUCAGGAACGGUACACCACAGAACAUGUCCUCACCCAUGGUCAACAACGUCUCGGUGCCAAUGCAAGCCUCCAACUCGAAUAUGGGCUCCGCUAUGGGCAGUCCGGCGCGUCCGCCAUCCGUGGUCCAGACUCAUCCACCAAUGGCGGCUGCUAUGACUGCCAGUAUGUCUGCUAGGGGCAGUCAGCAAAGCCAUCCCUCGAACACACCGAGGAUGCCUAACGCAACGCCCAACAUGGCGCAUGCGACACCCAACCAGCGGCCUCAGGGCAUGAUGCAGACCCCUCGCAUGACACAAGCCACUCCACCCCCAGGUGCCAUGGCUGGCGGGCAGAUGUCUAUGCAGCAGGCUCAGGCCAUGGCCAUGAACGGUCAGCUGGCUCAGCUGCAGGCACAGAACCCCCAGCUUGCGGCACAGAUAAUGGCAGCCAACCAACAGAACCAGUUCCUACAGCGCCAGCAGGCAGCGGCGCAACAGAACGGUAUGAUGGGCAGGGGACAGAUGACCCCGCAACAGCUCCAACAGUUCAUGAUGGCACAACAAAACAACCCUGCCGUGUUCCAGCAGUACGCGCAACAGGUUGGUGAUUUGAGGCACGCCCAACAAUUACAACAACUUCGGCAGAUGCAGGCUGCCGGCAUGAUGCCAGCACAGAUCCAACAACAGCAGCAGCAGCUGUUGAUGCAGCAAAACAUGAUGAACCUUAACAAUAUGCCACCCCAACAGCUGGCGGCUAUGCAGCAACGUAUGGCGCAAGUGCAGCAGCAGCAGCGCAUACAACAGCAGGCGCAACAGCAAGCCGCACAGGCGCAAGCCCAACAGCAGCAGGCACAGCAGCAAGGGCACAUGCAAAUGGGCGGAAUGAACCAGGGUGGAGGCCAUAUGGCGCCGCAGAUGGGUAACCCGUCCGAGGCGCAACUUUUGAGCCAAGUCAAUCUCCACUCGCAAGCAAUCUACCGGAAGAUGCUUCCAUCGCUGAUUAGCAAACACGGCGGCUCUCUGGAAGCGGUGCCACCAGACCAGCUGCAGAGCUUCAAGAAUUCCUGCAUUACCAUGGCGAGGCAGGCUGUCUCGCAGCAGAUGCGGAAUAGACAGCAGCAGGCGAUGCAGCAACAGCAACAGCAUUCCAUGAUGGGAGCACAACAAGUUGCGAUGCAGCAGCAACAGCAGCAGCAGCAGCAGAACAUGGGUGGAAUGAUGCAUCAGGGAAUGUAAUGCCGCUUGCUUGAUUGCUUUGCACCUGUGGUUCGCUCAUGGGAAGCAUGCACAGCGGGAACAUGUCAUGAAGUCGGACUGCCAACGCCUGUGCCUACUUCGUACGAUACAGCGACUCUACAAUCGGGAAUUGAAUCCCGUUUUUUCUUCUACCCACAGAAAUUCUGCAUUUCUUUUGCAUAUAUACUACGCCCCCUGCUUGUAAUCCUCCUUCAUGUGUUUGAUUUUUUUUGGGUUGUUUUGGGAAGUGUACAGAUUCCGGUUUUAUACCCCUGGGGGCCUCGAGGGAAAAAUCAACGGUGGUUUUUUUGUGGUCUGCUUCUUUUCUCUUUGAGGGAUUCCUCACUAUUUGUGACCCCCUUUUCUCCCGUUUUUGUUUUCUUUCUUUACAGAGCGUGUUUGUUGCAUUUGCGUCUGUCUCUACACGAUGGGAAAAGAAAACCCGAAUGGUGUCCCGGGCUCGGUCUGAUCAUUUUGAGAGUAUUUCUUUUUAUUUGACAUUGGGCGGUUUUCUCACGCUUGAAGACCAGCCUUCCUUUUCUUCUCGUCUCUUUGACCUCAUCUCUUCUUGUCUGUCGAGGGAUUCGCGAGUGAAAGGUGGAGUCGGUGGUAUUUCUUGGUGUAUUGUUAAUGAGUUUGUUAGUUUGAGGAAUGGAAAUACAGAACAGACUUUAAAUCCAGUCAAGUAGCUAAGUAAUCAAGAAACAUAUCGAGUCCA